Messenger RNA from Lutra lutra (Eurasian river otter), 2213 nucleotides. It is a transcript of the gene CAAP1, whose product is annotated as caspase activity and apoptosis inhibitor 1. NCBI's taxonomy places the organism in Eukaryota, Metazoa, Chordata, Mammalia, Carnivora, Mustelidae. The coding region runs from base 106 to 1230 and encodes 374 amino acids. The record is from RefSeq and is a predicted model, not a curated record. The transcript has 7 exons.
ACAAGCUGCGACGCCAGUGCUCACCGCCCAUAGUCGCCGCCACAGCGGGCUUUAGGUAGUUUCAGAGACGGCGGGCUUUCGUCCGAUGGUUGCAGCAGGGGGAUCAUGACGGGGAAAAAGUCUUCCCGGGAGAAGCGGCGCAAACGAAGCGGUCAGGACGCGGCCGCGGCGCUCCCGGCGCCGGACUUGGUGCCCGCCCUGGCCAGUAGCGGCAGUGGAAGCACCAGCGGCUGUGGGAGUACCAGCGGCUGCGGGAGCGUCACCUGCUGUGGGAACACCAGCUUCAGUGGAAGUGUCACUGGCGGUGGGAGUGGAGGUAGCUGCUGGGGCGGGAGCAGCGUGGAGCGCAGCGAGCGCCGGAAGCGGAGGAGCACCGACUCAUCCUCCAGCGUCUCCGGGUCACUGCAGCAGGAUACCAAAUACCUUUUGCCAACUUUGGAAAAAGAAUUAUUCUUGGCAGAGCACAGUGACCUUGAAGAAGGUGGACUGGACUUGACUGUGUCAUUAAAGCCAGUUAGUUUCUAUAUAUCAGACAAAAAAGAAAUGCUUCAGCAGUGUUUCUGUAUCAUAGGUGAGAAAAAGUUACAGAAGAUGCUUCCUGAUGUGUUAAAGAACUGUUCAAUAGAAGAAAUUAAAAAACUCUGCCAAGAACAGUUAGAGCUCCUAUCUGAAAAAAAAAUCUUGAAGAUUCUUGAGGGUGACAAUGGUAUGGACUCUGAUAUGGAAGAGGAAGCAGAUGAUGGCGCUAAGAUGGGAUCCGAUUUAAUCAGUCAGGUGACAGAUGGGAUUGUCACUUUGGUUCACCUUAGACAAGACAUCUGUGUAGAUACUACUUCAGCUGUGAGAGAGAACAAGCAACCUGAAGGUUUAGAAUUAAAACAAGGCAAAGGGGAAGAUAGUGAUGUACUCAGUAUAAAUGCAGAUGCUUAUGACAGCGACAUAGAAGGCCCAUGCAACGAAGAAGCUGCUGCUCCUGAGGUCCCAGAAAAUACAGUCCAAAGUGAAGCUGGUCAGAUAGAUGACCUGGAGAAAGACAUUGAGAAAAGUGUGAAUGAGAUUCUGGGACUAGCAGAGUCUAGCCCAAAAGAACCCAAAGCAGCCACCGUGACUGUUCCUCCACCAGAAGAUGUUCAGCCUUCUGCACAGCAGCUGGAGCUGCUAGAACUUGAGAUGAGGGCAAGAGCUAUUAAAGCCCUAAUGAAAGCUGGUGACAUAAAAAAGCCAGCCUAGUUAUUUGACUUGAGUCUGAGUUCUAGGUGUGUUUGAGCAAAGACACAUCGUAUAAUUUUGUAUAUGACAUUUAUUUUGAGUCUUAUGUGAUAUUUCUCAUGUAAUCCUUAUUAGAUAAACUCAUCUUAGGCCUGACAUACCUGUGGUAUUUUUGGUUGUUGUUACUUUUAUGUAUGUGUUACUGCUUUAUGAAUUCAUGGCAAAUAUCUUUGGAUAACCUGGAUACUUUGUUAGAUGAGCAUUUAGCUGUGUCUGCAAAUUAAUACCUGAAAACCCAUUAGCGAAGAGUCACUGUAUUUUUUCCUUCAUUUUUAAGUGUUUUGGCAUCACACCUAAAAUCUUAAGAAAGAUUGACCAAGCAUGUUCCUCUUAAGGCUACCUAUAUUUUGUGGUAGAAUAUUAAAUUAUUGCUUCUAGAUUUGUCAACAAUUUAAGAAAUUUAAUCAUGCUUAUAUGCACUUUUAAAAUAAGUCUGUCUUGAAGACACCUUCUGUGGGUAUGGAUUUACUGGUAAAGUUGGAUUAACAUUUAUUGUUGUAAGGCUUAGAGGUCUGAUAUGGCUGAGAAAAAUGUUUUUUAUAAAAGAAAAAAAAAGGACUUAAUUUAAGGUCGUUUUUAAAAAAGUAGAAGUAAUUGCCCAACUUUAAUUCCAGCAGACAAACCAUUCUAACAGGUAUUUGAUAUUAUUGGACACUUUGUUCAAGUUUUUUUCUUCAGUACAAAGGGAACAUAUUUUCUUUUACAUUCCAAGCUAUUAGGAAAAGAAUAUUUUAUUGUACAGGCUUUUAUCUCAUGUUUUUGCUUGAAGAUUUGAUGUGCUAUAAUUCCAUGAAUUAAAAAUAAUAAAGACUAUCAUUCUGGAUCUGAAGACUUUUGAUACAUUUCCAAAAGCAAAAUUAAUUUCGGAAAGCUUUGAUAAGUCAAUGUUAUAAUUAAUCUAAUUUUGUAUAGUUUUUGUAAAUAAAUUAACAUCCACGCAAUAA